UUCUACAAACUUUUGAGAUUCAUUAUAUUUUUGGAUUACUAUCCACAAUAAUUACAAAGGGCCCCUAUAACAAUCUUGUUACACUUUUAAAUAAGGUUGCCCCAUCUUCAUUUACGUACAAAUUAUUUCUCUCUUUUCUAUUUCAAUUUUUGAGUACUAUUACCCCACUUGACAGAACUGGAAAAUUGCCCAAGAUAUUUUCUUUAUCCUUGUUCCUCAUGUUUCUCCCAUAACCAUCAGUUUUUUUUAGCUUCCCAGUUUCCAGGUACUUGAUUUCAGGAGUUGCUAGCUGUCAAAGAGAGCUUAAAAUAGAGGACAGCAAAACAAUCAGAGUUUCCCUGAGAAUAGUGUGAUAUACAGGAAAGUUUUACUCUAAUCAACUUUUAGGUCAAUCAUUGAAAUUCCUCCUCUUAUAACAUCUUACUAAAUAUGGUCGGAAUUGGAUUUCCAUAACUACAAGUGCAGCAUCAUUUGUUAUCAAUAAGCUUUUGCUCAAGAUUGCUAUUUAUAUUAGAGAUAACCUUCUAAUAUAAUUACCAACGUGACUUAUCAAAAAUAAUAUAAUAUAUAAUUGCCAAUUGUGAUCUAGAAUUAAGAGGAGUUGGAUACCAGUUACAGGGUCAAUUAAGCUGCUAUUAUCAUAACUAACAUCUCGGUAUUUAUAUUUGAUGUAACCUUCAAUUAUAAUUGCGAAUGUAGAUUUUGAAACAAGAAGUGUCUGAUUGGUUCAUGCAAGAUGAGUCUGAUUUGGUCACAAGUGUAUUACAUCCUUAUAGAGGAGUUGGAUACCCAUUAGAGGGUCAAUUAAGCUCCUAGGACCUUUACCAUAAGCUCAUACUAGUGAGAAUAUGAAAUUUCUCGUCCAAUCUGAAGGGUAAAAUUAUCGCUUUUACUAAUGUAGUGCUUUUUGAAUUUGGGUAGAAGUUAACAAUGCAGAACCACAGUCUCUUGCCUUUUGUCGCCUAGAAUAGACACUAGGAUGGUUUUAUGAUUUUGAAAGUGAAAAGGCAUACAAAAUCUCUCUCUCUCUCUCCUCUUUUCUUUGAUGAUGUAAUAUUUUUAGCAGCACUAGUUCAAAGUCAUGGUAAGAUGUGGAUUCUUGAGGUUCAUAGGUUUCUUAGGACUAUGAUAUUCAAGGACUUCGUUUGGGCACUGUAAAUAAGUUACAAUGUAAAUAAGCGAACAAUGUCAUAAAAUGCUCUUAGAACAUGGAGUUCAUGGCAUGAAGGAGAACUUUUAGGAAAGAAAGUGCAAAUAUGGAUCUUUCCUGUUACUUAUGGUGUAUCACUCAGUUGGCAAAAUCAUAGUUGUCAAUUUUGUGAAUCUUGUAUAUAUCAUAAGUUAUCCUAAGAUACAUGUCAUUAUUAAAAAAGAAAUUGAGAUGACCUUUUUGUGGAUAACCAACCAUGCCUUAUUGAUAGCUCACUUAAACACCUUUUUGACAAAGAUUAAUGUGGCAAGGUCAAAGAUAUAAUAGUACAAUAGUAGGAAUUAUGACAAAUGGACCCAAAAAUCUUUGAACUAAGUUUAUUGCCUUUCUUUCAAUAUCAAUAUCAGCAUUGUCGCAUCAUGAGGCAACAUUUUUUUUGAUUAAGCACCGGGUGUCCGGGUCUCUUUGAGCCCCGACUAAUCCCGGGGGUGCACAGGCCCUCGGCACAUCAUGAGGCAACAUGAAUAUUGUGUUACUCAAGAAAAUUCAGGAUCACAAACAUCUCAUAUAAAUUAUAGGAUACUGCCAGAAAUUUAAGAUACGGAUGAGAUCCACACAUGAAUAGUUACGGUUGAGUGCUUGUAUCGGACUUCAGUAUGGUGCUUCAUAGGAUUCCAACAGCUAUAAUUUUGCAUUUUUAUGAAUUGAAACUAAUCCGUAGUUUUAAAAACACAUAAUAGGGUUCCCUCUAAUUCUAUUGUUAAGUAUCAAGAAAUAUCCUUUUCACAAAAAUGAUCAUUGUUUCGCGCAAGAAGAAAGAGGAAAGAAAUCUAUUUUUUUCCUUCAGAGCUUAUUUUGUCCUAUCUAGGAUUACUCGAGAGUCUAACCGGACCUGAAGUAAAACUUGUGAAAUUACAUUUAUAUUAGAUUCUAAAGUACUAUUGGCUUCCCAGAUCUACAAUUGUUUACGCAAUCAUAUUCUAAAAGUUGUUCUAUCUUGAGCUUCUGGUAAGCUAGUAAGCUACAUCACCUAUUUCUAAUUGGUAAGUGAAAAGCUUCAUGAAUCAUUUUUAAUACAUAUUAAGCUUCAAGUUUGUCUACUUCUUUUGAUGCACAAAUAGACUGGAAGUGGGAAGUCAAAAGACAAUUGAAAUAAUAUUUUCCUCUGAUAUAUGUUCUAGGAUGUAUAUACCCUUUCUUUUUCUUGAUAACCUGUGGUCGUAGCUUCUUUCUCCCUCUAUUUUGAAAAUAACCCCUGAAUAGCCAAGGGAACCAUGGCAAACCAUAAUGCCUUGUAUAUAGUGGACAAUUUGGAAAGAGAGAAAAAACUUAAGAUGUUUUGAGAAUACGAAAGAGCAGAUUAGCAAAAUUAAUUUUUAGUGGGAAAAGUUGGAGGCGUCUCUGCCUUUACAAGUAUGAGCCGGGAUGGACUACUUGGCGUUAAUUAAGAUCGCCUGCCUUUUUCUAUCUGAAUCUUUGCUAUCUGGUUUCCUUUCAGAUGACCUGAGAAAUUAUGGCUACAUCAGUUGCAGCUGUUGAAAGCACGGGAUCCUUAAGUAGUGAUCUAUUCUAUGACAUACUUAGGCGUCUUGAUGGUGCAACUUUGGCUAGUGCCGCCUGUGCCUGCGAGGCGUUCUGCUCGAUAUCUAAGGAAGAGAAGCUAUGGGAAAAUGUUUGCUCUUCUAUGUGGCCUUCAACCAACAGGGAUGACGUCAAAAGUUUAAUAUCUUCUAUUGGUGGAUUUAAAAAAUUCUAUGCUGAUUGCUUCCCCCUUAUUGUGAACAAAGAAGUGCCUGAAUUUCGAUGGAACGAAUAUCUCGAGUAUCCUGAAGAAUUGACCGAAGCAGAAUACUACGGUGACAUGGAUGAAUGUGAAAUUGUUGCUCCAUCAGAUUUUGUCUCUAUUGUCGAUAUAAGAUACAAUGAUAAAACAAUAUGCUCAAAAAUCCUUUGGGGAAUCCCUAAUGCAAACGGGUUCCCACGUUGGUUUUACAGCUGUCCAUUUCGAAUCGAUCUUUUCACGUACCCUACUAGAGAUGAUGAACAUGCAGGUGAAGAGGUUACUCUAUCAGUUUCUGAUGGGUUGCCUCCAAUUACAUCGAUGGAGAAAGAAAGGAAAGAUGGUAAGCUCUGGCAAGAGCUCAGGGACGGAAUACGCCUCAGUUGGAUCGUUGUGAAUACCAAAAUAAAACAAGCUGCUAAUCUCUCGAGCUGGAGUCCCCUUGAAGGCAAAAGACAUUGGCCAACAGAUAAGGACUUUUUGCUUCGUUUCGGUUCAGUUCUUCCUGCAAAGGACAUUCUUCCUUGUCAAGCUGUGGAGUGUAUCGUCCUGAUGAAGUUCAGAGUGAUUUAUACAGAAGAGGGAGGUGUACCCACAACUCUAAAACUGACAGAACUAAGUAUGCAAUUGGGGGACAUGGAAGGUGCUCAUCUAAAUGGUAGAAACAGUUUGCUUGUUCUCAAGGAAGCGUUGAGCUGUAAAAGGAGCAAGAAUUACAACGAGGCGCUCGAAUCAUGUCAACUGUAUUCAAAGGUGCAAAGUGAGCUAAGGGAGGAGAAAAUGAGAAAUGAGAGCAGGUUAGAUAGACUUUAUAUAUUAGGAGGCAUUGUGACCUGCAUCACGGUUUGUUUCUAUUUGUGGUGACUCGAGUUUUUAUGUUUUCCUUUUCUCAAUGUCGUUUAUGUGUGUAUUUUUGGUCAUCUAGACAGUUCUUUCCACCCUGAUGUUGAUGUAAAUGCAAUUUUGACCAGCAAAUGACCUGCUGAUUUUUCCAACCUCCGUUGCUUCAUAAAUAUUUUUUAUUUUCUCAA
Messenger RNA from Lycium barbarum (goji berry), 3961 nucleotides. RefSeq names its product probable F-box protein At2g36090. The record is from RefSeq and is a predicted model, not a curated record. Gene Ontology annotation, molecular function: protein binding. Lineage: Eukaryota; Viridiplantae; Streptophyta; Magnoliopsida; Solanales; Solanaceae. The transcript is spliced from 2 exons. The coding region runs from base 2664 to 3794 and encodes 376 amino acids.